AUGCAAAUAGCAGGCCAAACAAGGCGCAACCUACAAUAUGUGGCGCUUACAACGGCCCUCCUGACCAUAGGCAAGCCAAGGGAGUGGGACGCGUGGCGCCAGUCUCAUGGCCUCAACGAGAUUCACAUCGAGCGCCACUUUGGCCAGUUGCGUGGGCAAGCGUCAAACAGCGAGUUGACGGCCAGGGACUAUUGGUAUGCCGUGGCUGACAAUAGCCGCAAGAUGGCCAAGAAGCAUGAAUCCCCGAAGAACCAUGUCAAGCCGACAGUGGAGGAGCCCUUGCUUGAGCCAGAGAUCAGAUCCUGUGCAAAGCGCGCCCUUGCUGCGUCGCUUUUGCUGGUCUCACGAUGCUCUGACAUUGAUGUACAGAGCCUGGAGAAGCUGUACAGGACAGAGUGCAUUGGGGACUUCUUUGAUGAGCCAGACAUGGUGGGCGAGGAUUUGCUGGAGCUUUCUCUCCUUGCGAAGGAGAUGCAGGAUGUCACUGAGGCCGACCACAACCAGCUGAAGAAUGUUUUGGUCCACAUUGAGCGCGCUGCAAAGGAGCAGAUUGAUCAGCACGAACGUGAUCAACAAGGAGACGCAGCAGAAGAUCAGACAGAAAUGCCUACUGCCCAAGAUCCAGAUGCAGCACUGCCAGAUGGACAGCAGCUUGUGGACCUUACCUCAAAUCUGCCACCGAGAUCCGAUGAAAGCCAGAACUAUCCCAAGACAUUGGCUGAGGCACUGGCUCUUGACAAUUGGUGGUCGGGGAUUUGGCAGUUGGCCCUGCAUCUGCGAUGUGGCCCGUCCGGAAUGGACAACCUCUACCUUCGUGGCGGAGAAGAAGUUCGAUAUCGAGCAAGGAAGUUAAACUGGCACCAGAAUUUGGAGCACCAAUUGAAGGACAUUCGGAUGAAUCAGGAUGAGAUGAUGGCUGGACAGAGGGGCUCACGGAUUUCAAAGUGGAUUCAGCAUUCCAGCACUAUGCGGGAUCGGGCUGGCUGGCAAGCUCCUGAGAAGAUUCAGAUUGGGAAAGUUGUCAUGCUCAACCUCGGGACGACUGUGCCUCCAUGUCCAGCAUUUGUCCAUACAGUUUGGCCCUGUGGCAAGAAGCCACGUCCAAUCAGCCAAGAAAUUCCGAUUCAGUCCUUGAAGACUUUCAGGGCCACCAUGCUUGUCCGUCACAAGAAAUCCAAGGAGGAUCUAGACGAAGAGUGUUAUUGGGAGCCCUCGCCAAACACGUGGAUGUAUGGGCAGGAGCAUCUUUUGGCUAUCUUGGAUGUGGACACCCAGCGCACUGCGGUGAAUCGAGGCCACUUCUUCUUGACCCCAGCAUCGGAGGACAUGAUCCUGAAGGUGCAAUCAGAGGAGCACCCGGCAGCGCCUCAUCGAGGCCUGAAUGUGAAGAAAAGGAGGAAACCUCCGAAGUUGAAGCUUGGGGCAGCUCUGAAGAAAGCGGCUUCGGCAAAGAUUGCCAAGAAGGCCCAGGAAGCUCCAACGCCCAGUAGCAUUCGGCGCUCAGUGGCUGGGAGGAGGAUGGUUCGCUUCAUGAUGAAGAAAGCCCUCGAGGUGGACGCAGUUCGGUUUGCGGACAACCCUGUGUUCAACCCGAACACGGGGUCUUGCACGCUGAAGGGGUGUACUAGCUACACCUACGACCUCUUCAUGGAGCAGGUUCCGCUGUACUUCCAGGCCCUCCACGUCAAGGUCCGCAAUGCUGAGAGGUAUGGACUGUUGGUGUACAAGACCAUCACAGAUCUGACCCAGCAGAUGGAGCAGAACCCUGCAAAGCGUUCCUUGCUGCUCAACAUCAUCCAGGAUGCCAUCAAGGCAAAGCUCGGCCAGCCGAAGAUCUAA
Messenger RNA from Durusdinium trenchii, 1839 nucleotides. The record is from the annotation of a GenBank genome assembly. NCBI's taxonomy places the organism in Eukaryota, Dinophyceae, Suessiales, Symbiodiniaceae.